Messenger RNA from Rhodofomes roseus, 1300 nucleotides. Its product is annotated as mitochondrial 50S ribosomal protein L5. Gene Ontology annotation, biological process: translation. The record is from RefSeq and is a predicted model, not a curated record. The coding region runs from base 52 to 954 and encodes 300 amino acids. The transcript has 3 exons. Gene Ontology annotation, molecular function: RNA binding; structural constituent of ribosome. Lineage: Eukaryota; Fungi; Basidiomycota; Agaricomycetes; Polyporales; Fomitopsidaceae. Gene Ontology annotation, cellular component: ribosome; cytosolic large ribosomal subunit.
GCCGAGGUUUCUGCUCUCCCGUCACCCUCCACCGUGCUCUCCGGUCGAAAGAUGAGCGCAGCAGUGACCAAGGUUCCAAGGCAUAUCGCGCCGCCAGCAGCACAGAGCAUCCGCCCGACUAGGGCUGCCCCGCGCAUCCGGAAACCCCUCAAACGCGACGAGCGCGGUCGCCCCAUCCCCCAUGUCAAUGUCAUCGUCCGGGACACGUACGCAUGUCGUCUUUCCGAUCACUACCGCAACACUCUGCGCGACGACCUCAUGUACAUGACCUACACGCAUGAGCCAAAUCCGAAACCCGUGCGGCCCGUGCCACCCAGGUUCGACCCCAACGAUCCCUACGCGAAGUUCCGUUACAACCCUCCGUUGGGUGGGACCCAGUCUUUCAACGUUCCCCAGGACUCAGUCACCGCGGACAACAUUGUCCAGCUGGAGCGCAUACAGCUGCACACGAUGGCCAAGGAAGCCUUCGGCAACCGGUCGAGCCUGCUGCCUGUCAUCAUGGCCUUCCGUGCCAUCUCGGGGGAGACAGAGCACUCAGGUGGUCAGCGGACAGUAGAGGGCGUGCAAAUCGUGAAGGGGAAGCAGAACAUUGGCGGCUGGACCCGCCUCGGUCACCCAAUCGGUGCCAAGGUCGACCUGAAGGGCCCGAAGAUGUACGACUUCCUCAGCGUGCUCGUCGACUUUGUCCUCCCUCGUGUGCGAGACUUCCGUGGCUUCCCCAUGCAGCUGCCGUCCCAGGCACUCACGCUGCCUCACUCGGGCUCUGGUGUUGUGUCGAUAGGUCUUUCGCCGGACGCCUUGGCCUUCUUCCCGCAAAUCGAAGUGAACUUGGAUGCUUACCCGAAAUUGUUCGGUAUGCACAUACACUUUGUCACGAACGCGUUCGGGGCGGGGGCACAAAACCGCGCGAGGGCACUACUCUCCGGCUUCAGGGUGCCAUUCGCUCGGGUGUGAUUCGGUUUUUCGGGUCUCCCCGGGGACGUUAGACAAAAUGUAUGGUACCACUCUACCUAUUAAUAGUACAAGAGAUGGUAUUCUUCCGCCCCCUUGGGCGUUCGCCGCCGCUUUCGGUUACAUCGUCCAAUAUGUACUUGUGGCGCCCGAAUGUCCGCAUGCUUCAGGGUAGGAUCCUGACUAGAUCGCUUCGUAUGGGCCUGAGCCAUGUUCUGUGGGUUGAUCACCGCGUUCCAUUCGUAGGAAUGUCGUUGCUAGGCUCAUAUGUUGUGCACAAGAACCGAUUGGUCAGACUUCAUGAUCUCAAUGCCAAUAUUCAAGAAUUUUGUACGGCAUACGGCACUGC